Molecule: messenger RNA, 306 nt
Organism: Mucor velutinosus
Lineage: Eukaryota; Fungi; Mucoromycota; Mucoromycetes; Mucorales; Mucoraceae
Exons: 1
Coding region: 1-306 (101 amino acids)
Source: RefSeq, a predicted model, not a curated record
AUGAGAGGGUUUAUUAAAUGGACGUUUAUCUGUGCAAUCAUAGCCUCGUUUCUCGUGGUCUCAAUUUCGGCACAUCCAACACCUACUUCUCUAGCCAAAAGGCAAGAUGACACGGAUGUGAACGACUAUCAUAAUUCAGGAAAGACAAAAACAUCUACCACUGCUUCACCCACAUCAAACCCAACACCUAUACCUCGCCCCAAUGAUGGAGGACAUGGAUCCAAUGGUAAUGGAUCAAACGGUAACAAUGGAAGCAGCGCACCUCAAGUCAUCGCUGUGGGUGGUGCCAGUUGGUAUGGUAAGUAA